Molecule: messenger RNA, 534 nt
Organism: Chlorella variabilis
Lineage: Eukaryota; Viridiplantae; Chlorophyta; Trebouxiophyceae; Chlorellales; Chlorellaceae
Exons: 5
Coding region: 1-534 (177 amino acids)
Cellular component (GO): cytosol; nascent polypeptide-associated complex
Source: RefSeq, a predicted model, not a curated record
AUGCCACCUGGCUCGUUCCUUUCGCGCCAGCUGCUGGGAGGGGGCCAGGAAACAGCCAAGAUGAACGCGGAGCGGCUUAUGAAGAUGGCUGGCGUCGUCCGCACCGGCGGCAAGGGCACUGUCAGGAGAAAGAAGAAGGCGGUGCACAAGACCACCUCCACCGACGACAAGCGGCUGCAGAGCACGCUGAAGCGCCUGGGGGUGAACACCAUCCCGGGCAUCGAGGAGGUGCUGCUGAUCAACAACGACGGCAGCGCGCUGCAGUUCAACAACCCCAAGGUGCAGGCAUCCAUCGCCGCCAACACCUACGUCGUGUCGGGCGCCUCGCAGCCCAAGCGCGCCCAGGACGUGAUGGCCUCCAUGCUGGCGGGCAUGGGCGGCAUGGCGGGCCUGCAGCAGAUGAUGGGAGGCAUGGGCGGCGCCGGCGGCAUGCCCGCGUUCAACCCGGAGGGGGCUGCCGACGAGCCCGAGGACGACGACGACGAUGUGCCCGAGCUUGUGGAGAACGUCAACUUUGAGCAGGCCGCCCAGUAA